AUGAGUUCACAGGUGAACGCACAAAACAAAGGAGGAGCGACGGCAUUACAUUUCGCUGCACUGAAUGGAAAUGCCUACCUUGUCGAGUUGUUGCUCAGUCAUCCAGGAAUUGACAUGAAUUUACGGAAUCGUGAUGGAAAUCGACCGGUAGAUUUAUGCAAGGAUGUUCCUAAAAAAGCAUGGCAAGAUGUGGCGAAAUUGCUAACAAAUUGGAAGAAACUUGAAAAAAUUCAGGUAGACUUCCUAGCAGCCGGCAAUGUGAUGGUCCAACUUACGGAUGGCGCAGAGACAUCUGCUGGUGCUAUACUCGGUGAAAUUGGUCGCGAACUCAGUAUUGAGAGCAAUACACUGAAGCUAUUUGCUCUAUGGGUGUGCUCUGAGAGUCUAAGUAAGUUAAAAAUUGUCCCAUCACAGUAUUGA
Messenger RNA from Haemonchus placei, 420 nucleotides. NCBI's taxonomy places the organism in Eukaryota, Metazoa, Nematoda, Chromadorea, Rhabditida, Trichostrongylidae. The record is from the annotation of a GenBank genome assembly.